Molecule: messenger RNA, 3464 nt
Organism: Gorilla gorilla gorilla (western lowland gorilla)
Lineage: Eukaryota; Metazoa; Chordata; Mammalia; Primates; Hominidae
Product: insulin-like growth factor-binding protein-like 1
Exons: 4
Coding region: 93-872 (259 amino acids)
Biological process (GO): regulation of signal transduction; regulation of cell growth
Cellular component (GO): extracellular region
Molecular function (GO): insulin-like growth factor binding
Source: RefSeq, a predicted model, not a curated record
CAAUCAGCGGCCGCGGGGCUGGAGCGGUGACUGCUCGGCGGGCGCGGAGCGGAGCGCGAAGCAGAGGCGCCGCCGCUGUCCCGGAGCAAGCCAUGCCGCGCUUGUCUCUGCUCUUGCCGCUGCUGCUUCUGCUGCUGCUGCCGCUGCUGCCGCCGCUGCCCCCGAGCCUCGGGAUCCGGGACGUGGGCGGCCGGCGCCCCGAGUGUGGUCCGUGCCGGCCAGAGGGCUGCCCGGCGCCUGCGCCCUGCCCGGCGCCCGGGAUCUCGGCGCUCGACGAGUGCGGCUGCUGCGCUCGCUGCCUGGGAGCCGAGGGCGCGAGCUGCGGGGGCCGCGCCGGCGGGCGCUGUGGCCCCGGCCUGGUAUGCGCGAGCCGGGCCGCUGGGGCAGCGCCCGAGGGCACCGGGCUCUGCGUGUGCGCGCAGCGCGGCACCGUCUGCGGCUCCGACGGUCGCUCGUACCCCAGCGUCUGCGCGCUGCGCCUGCGCGCUCGGCACACGCCCCGCGCGCACCCCGGUCACCUGCACAAGGCGCGCGACGGCCCUUGCGAGUUCGCUCCUGUGGUCGUCGUUCCUCCCCGAAGUGUUCACAACGUCACCGGGGCGCAGGUGGGCCUGUCCUGUGAAGUGAGGGCUGUGCCUACCCCAGUCAUCACGUGGAGAAAGGUCACGAAGUCCCCUGAGGGCACCCAAGCACUGGAGGAGCUGCCUGGGGACCAUGUCAAUAUAGCCGUCCAAGUGCGAGGGGGCCCUUCUGACCAUGAGGCCACGGCCUGGAUUUUGGGUCUUAGAAACAUUGAUCAUGGGAUGAUGGAAAAGUCAAAUAACGGAUCUUUGUGCUUCAUGAAGAGUUGGAAAACCUGUGUGUGUAGAUGACCCCUUUUGUGUGUUUUUAAAAAUUAGAUGCAAACUAGAUUUGUAUGCAGAUGUAGUUUUUAGCAGGGCAAACAGUGAGAAACGGAUUUGCAUGUGGCUUUUUUAUACUUUUGAAAUGAAUUGUUCCAUGAGAAGUCUUUUUGUAAUUACUCUCUUCCAGGGAGAUCACAGAAUGGCAUGUUUGCAAUUUCUAAAGGGCUCGUGUCAGCUGUGAGUCUUUACCUCAUUUGUCUAUGACCUAUUAGUGGUGCUCUGUGACUUAGUGUGUGUUGUAGAAGGAGGGAUGAGGGUCCCAGCUGUCCUCUGCCUGACUGUAACUUGCUGUGUGACCUGAACAGGUCCCUUCCCCUCUCUGGGCCCUGGUCCCUUCAUCUGUGAGUAUGGCAUUUUAACUGCAUGUUAUCAAUGUCCCUUUUAGCCCUGCCAUCCUAGAGUAAGAUGGCCUUUUGGGAAAAUUACAGGAGGUGUGGUCUUAGUGUUCUUUCUAAAAUGGUAUUCCCUCAGAAACAAAUUCCAUUGCUUUACCCCAGCGUGUGGACAGCUGGCUGUAGCUCUUCUGUUCCUAACUUUUUCCCUUUUAAGGAGAUUUAGUUUUAGGUGGGAUGCUUUACCAGACUCAGGAGCACCUUGGCUGGGUCUUUGGAGACCAGAGCAUCCAUUUGUUAGGCUAGCAUUCUCUUUUUUAAAAUUUUAUUUUGAGACAGGGUCUCGCUCUAUCACCCAGGCUGGAGUGCAGUGGCAUGAUCACGGCUCACUGCAACCUCCACUUUCUGGGCUCAAGUGAUCCUUCCACCUCAGCCUCCUGAGUAGCUGGGACCACAGGCAUGCCCCACCACACCCAGCUAUUUUUUUUUUUUUUUUGAUAGAGACAGGGUCUCCCUAUGUUGCCGCCCAGGCUGGUCUCAAACUCCUGUGCUCAAGUGAUCCUCCUGCCUUGGCCUCCCAAAGUGCUGGGAUUAUAGGCAUCAGCCACUGUGCUUGGCCUAGCCUAGCAUUCUCUAAACAGGUGGUUAGAAGCAGUGGAGACCAGGCUUCUGACGAUCAAAUUGUAAAAAAAGGGGUCAGGUGUUAUCUCCAGAGUGCGGAAUUAGAUUGUAGUAGAAUAUAUUUUACCUAUAAACAUUUUGACCUCACCCAAGAGUAAGGCUCUCUUUUUUUCUUUUUUAAUGAAAAAAGAAAGGAGAAUAUUUGCUAUCUUAUCUUAAAAAAAAUAGAUCCUUAGGUGAUUACAAUGUUAAAAUAAGAAUUGAGAUCCCUUACUAUGCACAGUCCUUUAAGUUCAUAAAGCUUGAUCCCAACUCUAGGAGAUGGGGCAGGACAGGUGUUAAUGUCCCUGCCUUUAGCAGAUGAGGAAACCAGGCUCUGAGAGGAGAAGCUACUUGCCCAAGGCCUGAAGGCCUCUGAAAGAGGAGCAGAGCUCAGGGCACCUGGCCCUCCUUGGUCCCCUCUCUACUCCACGGUGCUGCUACUCAGGGUCAUCUCAAAACUAUGUAAAGGCAGAUGUUGCCAAUCCACAGGCUUCAGGGACUCUUAUCAAGACUCAUCCCAACUUUUAAGGCAUACUUUCAUACCGUUCACAUUGUGCAUUACAUUUUGGAGUCCUUGUUGGAAGUGAACUUUCCGCCUCUAAGCCUGCCAUUCCAUAUCUAAAAUAUUGGGAUGGCAUCACCUUCUGUACUAUGCAGCAGAAGGAGACUGGCCUGGGAUUCUGGAAACAUGAGAUCCAUUUGCAUAUUAAUCCCCGGCUCGCUGUGUGACCCUGAGCAGGUCUCCUUCACUUUCUGUGCCUCAGUGUCCUUAUUUGAGUAAAAAGGGAAUAAAACUAGAUGAGUGGUUUUCAAACUUUAAAACACUGGAAGCUGUCUUUGAAAACAAAAGAUGAGAAUUGAAAUGGAUGGCGCUGGAAGCUGUUCUUGUCUACUGGGGUUUGGAGCUGCCAGGGGACCUGCUCACAUCCACUCCUCACUCAGCACCUCCCGCCCCUCCCUUCUCCACGCACUGUGACUGACUUCCAUGUGUGAGGGCCUGCAGUUAAUUCUCCUGUGUCUUGAAUGGUUGGGAGAUGAUUUGGUCAGACCCUUAGUGAAAUGAUGUGGGAAGGAACAGGGAUGCUGUGGCUCUGAAGAAGGUAGUAGAACAUCGCACACCUGCUAAUAAGCACAUUUUGCAAACUCAGUUGACUCACCUCAGAUUUGCCUAGUGAAAACUGAAGGGCUGGAUGUAGACCCAGAGAGCAGGGUGGACAGAGCCCAUGCUGGAAGUACUGAGCAUCAAGACUGUAUGGGGCUGGCUUUAGCAUCAUCAUUCUGUGCAAAGACAAAUAAAUAAUUAAUGUCACACUGUCUGAAAUUUUCACCAAAACCAAAAAGGCGCAUUAACAUGAUUGUUCCAACCUCAUGGUUUUUCAAGUGUGAGCACCCAGAGACCUCUUCAGAGGCUAAGAGAGCAUGCGUUGCCACAGCUGUUAGCAUUUGGAGACAUAAUUACAAUGCCCCCACUCCCCGCACCAAACCUGGGUUUUUCUACUGUUUUUGUAGAUGUCAUGAUGUCACGACCUCUGUACCCUGAAAAUAAAUGUUUUUAAGGACAGUC